AUGUCAGAGGGAUCUUUUAUUGUAUUCUCACAAAGUGUGGGUUAUGGAAUCAUUAUUGGUGUUGGUGCAGCUUUUGCUUUAAUCAUGGGUACUAUAUCAUGGUUAUUGGCUAAAUACAUGAAUGAAGUUCAAGAUUCUGAAAUGUUAUCGACAGCAAAAAGGUCUAUUAAAACGGGACUCAUUGCAAGCGCAGUAGUCUCAAGUUGGACGAUAGGUUCAACACUUUUGCUUUCAUGUACUACUACAUAUUCAUUAGGAAUCUCUGGUGCGUGGUGGUAUGGUGCAGGUGCAUGUGUCCAAAUUAUUAUUUUUGCUGUUGCCGCGAUUGAAUUGAAAAGGAAAGCUCCAAAUGCACAUACAUUCCAAGAAAUUGUUCGUGUGAGAUAUGGGAAACCAGCACAUUUGACAAUGUGUGCAUAUUCCUUUAUCCAACAGUUAUUUUACAAUGCAAACUUGCUGGUAAAUGGCUCUUCAAUCUUCUCCAACAUAACGGGAAUGAACAGAGAAGCGUCUAUCGUUCUACUUCCUCUUUUUGUGGUUAUUUAUACUUUACUAGGAGGUAUUAAGGCGACUUUCCUCACCGAUUGGACCCAUGUCGUUAUCAUAUAUGUCAUCAUGAUAACAUUUCUGUUCAGAACAUAUGCAACGUCCGAUCUGAUCGGAUCACCACAGAAAAUGUGGGAUCUUUUAGUGGAGGCCGGAAAUAAGUAUCCUGUGGAAGGCAAUAAAGCUGGUUCUUUGAUAACUUUCACAUCUUACAAUGGGGGUCUGUUUGGCCUUAUAUUAUUUGGCACAGGUUGGGCAGCAGCAGUCGAUUCACAGUUGUUUCAAAAGGCAAUUGCAGCGAAUCCUGCUGGCGCAUUGACUGGUUAUACUCUUGGCGGUUUGUGCUGGUUCACUUUACCUUAUGCUUUGGCCACCACUAUGGGUUUGGCUUGCAGGGCACUUGAAAUAACUCCAUCAUUUCCAACUUAUCCUGAAAGGCUCAACGCAGAUCAAUUGGCUAAUGGGUUGGUCCUGCCUAUUAGUGCAUAUGCUUUGAUGGGUAAAGGAGGUUUAGGAGCUAUUCUAUUAAUGGUUUUCAUGGCCUGUACGGCGGCAUUUUCAUCUGAAACUGUUGCAGUAUCGUCUUUAUGGACUUAUGAUAUUUACAAAGCUUAUAUUAAUCCCAGUGCCGAUGGAAAAAGAUUAGUAUUAAUGGCACACGCCGGAGUUCUUGGAUUCAGUGUUAUAACAAUCGGCUUAGGGAUUGGUCUAGGUAGAGCAAAUUUUGAUGUGUCUUUUAUCACCACAUGCCUCGGUAUUAUUGUCAAUGUGUGUAUUGUUCCCAUGGGAUGUACAUUGUUUUGGAGAAAGAUGUCUGGCUUUGCAUUUGUUGCUUCUACAACACUAUCUACCGGUAUUUCAGUUGCUGUCUGGCUUGGUUACGCGUAUUCUGCGUCGAAGACCCUGACUAUAGCAAGCUUAUCUACCUAUAAAGCACUGGCUGCGGGUAAUACUGUUGCUAUUGGCGUACCUAUCUUACUUGUGCCUCUAUUUGUAUUUAUAAAAUCCGACAACUUCGAUUGGGAAAUCUGGAAGACUGACAUUUUGCAAGCAGAUGAUUCCCAGUUCGACAAGGAACAUGGUCUGACGGCUGUUUUAAGUGGUGAGGAGAAUACGGAGCUUGUCCUGGAACAAGAGAAAGCAGAGGAGUUAAGAGUUCUUCGCAGAAGGAACAUUGGAUUUGUGCUAGUAACCGUGUUUGUAUUGUUUUUCCUGGUUUUAUUCCCCUUACCAUUGUAUGGUACGCACUACGUUUUCUCGAAGAAGUUCUUCACUGGUUAUAUUGUUGUGACCUUUAUCUGGGUUUUCUUCUCUGUCGGAGUUGUGACAAUCUAUCCGAUUGUGGAAAGCAGGGACGGAAUUCGCGACUUUUUCUCGAAAGUUUUUGGCAGAAAGUCGAUGCACGUUACUGAUAAUUCUACUGUUCAUGCAAUCAUUGACGAUUUUACAACUUCAGAUAAUUUGGACGUUGGUCUGGGUAAGAACUCAGCGAACGUAGCGAUUGUAACUGAUUAG
Lachancea fermentati is the source of this 2061-nucleotide messenger RNA. NCBI's taxonomy places the organism in Eukaryota, Fungi, Ascomycota, Saccharomycetes, Saccharomycetales, Saccharomycetaceae. The record is from the annotation of a GenBank genome assembly.